CGCGCCCCGGGGAGAACCCGAGCAAGAUGGAGGCCGCGCAGAGGCCGCCGCCUGGGCCGAGGCAGCCGCUGCUGGGAGCGCCGAGCCGCGGCGCCUAGGCCGUGCCAGUCCAGGAUCCGCUGCCCCUGACCGUGCCCAGCUCCCGCCCGGCAGCAGCCCGGCGCUCCGUCCCGGGCCGGCGGCCCCAGCCAGCCGCCGCCGCCGCCGGCCCCGCCCCCGGGCACCAUGCUGCCCUCGCAGGAAGCCUCCAAGCUCUACCACGAGCACUACAUGCGGAACUCACGGGCCAUCGGCGUGCUGUGGGCCAUCUUCACCAUCUGCUUCGCCAUCAUCAACGUGGUGGUCUUCAUCCAGCCCUACUGGGUGGGCGACAGCGUGAGCACUCCCAAGCCUGGCUACUUCGGCCUCUUCCACUACUGCGUGGGCAGCGGGCUGGCGGGCCGCGAGCUCACCUGCCGGGGCUCCUUUACCGACUUCAGCACCAUCCCGUCCAGCGCCUUCAAGGCGGCCGCCUUCUUCGUGCUGCUCUCCAUGGUGCUGAUCCUUGGCUGCAUCACCUGCUUUGCGCUUUUCUUCUUCUGCAACACGGCUACGGUCUACAAGAUCUGCGCCUGGAUGCAGCUCUUGGCAGCUCUGUGCCUCGUCCUGGGCUGCAUGAUCUUCCCUGACGGCUGGGACGCCGAGACCAUCCGGGACAUGUGUGGGGCCAAGACGGGGAAGUACUCCCUGGGGGACUGUUCGGUACGCUGGGCUUACAUCCUGGCCAUCAUCGGCAUCCUCAACGCCCUCAUCCUCUCCUUCCUCGCCUUCGUGCUGGGCAACCGGCAAACAGACCUGCUGCAGGAGGAGCUCAAGCCGGAGAACAAAGAUUUUGUGGGCUCUACAGUAAGCUCCGUGUUGCGGCCCGGGGGUGAUGUCUCCGGAUGGGGAGUCCUUCCCUGCCCUGUGGCUCACUCACAGGGACCCUGAAGGCGGGGAAUCACAGCCCAGGAAUUGGCCUGACCUCAGCUUGUCCUGCCUCCUGCCCUCUCAUCACUCCAUUGAAGCUCUGAGGGAAGACCCUGAUCUCAGACUCACUCCUCACCAACUGCCCUGCGAGACCCAGGCUUUGAGGAGAGGAGAGCCUGGAUGUCCCCUGAGGGAGGGAAGAGUCCCUCCAGACCCUGGGAGGGUCUAAUUCUUGCUCCUCCCUCAAUUUGAGCUAAGGGAGUCUGCAUCCACCCAAUCCCUUGGGCUUCUCCUCUACUCUCUAGACUGGCCUGGAGGUCCCGCAGAUCCCCAAGGAGAGCAGAGCAGUAGUUCCAGCUCCCCAGGCCCCCUCAGUCUGGAGGGCUGCUGCCUGGCUGUAUCCACAUCUCCUCUGAUCCCUGCCUCCUCAGAAAAUUUAUUCUAGAUACUGCCCCAGGGUGGGCUGGACUCUUUCCUACUCUCUUUUUUUUUUUUUUUGCUGAUGUUGGUUCUACCACAUCUGCCACAAAGCUCCAGGUGCCACCAGUCUCCCCCAGGACCUCCUCUGCUCCAUUCCAGCCUGCUCUCAGCUCACCCUGAGGGAGAGCUGCACCGAGGGAUGGACGCACAGGGCCUUGCUGUCAGCUGCAGACUGGGGCCCUGAUCAGCCCAGAGUCUGAGAAAGGACCUUCAGGCUCUGGAGGCAGCGGGAGGGGCCCCAUGGCCUCGGCAGCUGGAGUUUAGAAGCUGCUCAGCCUGGGCCAUCCUGGCCUCCUCUUCCUCUCUGCUGGGACAUCUCACCAAUGACUCAGCCCUUGACCUUGGCCUGUUUUGCCCAGGCCUCCUCUCUGCUGGGAUGUCUCACCAAUGACUGGACCCUUGACCCUGGCCUGUUUUGUACAGCACAGACUUCUUGGCCCUAUUGUCAGGGUUGGGGGAUGUGGAGGGGCCCCAGAGGUGGGGAAUUAGGGGAUGCAUUACCCCUUCUGCCCCUUCUCAUGGCCUCCACACCCCAGGCAUCUACCAAGGGCAGAGACUGUCUUGUCUCUUUGAUACUUUUCUGCAUAACUUGAAGUUGCAGGUCAUCUCUGAACAGGGUACCCCUGUCCCCCCUCCCAGGCCUUGAUACCCUGUCCCAGCCUCUUCCUCCUCCUGGCCCACAUCUCGCCUUGCGGUAUGCCCAGGUCUACACCUAUGGGCAGUGCUUGGAGCCGAGGCAUGAGUGUAUGUGUAUGUGUGUGAGUGUGUGUGCCUGUGAGUGCGUGUGUGAGCAUGUGUUAGAGGGGCAGGUGAGAAGUUUCUCCCCCCUCUUCCCACUGUGGGGGCAUCUUCCUCCCCCUUGGCAGGGAGCAGGUGAGGGAGGGUCCUGGUGUUUUUUGAACCCCUCAUUCCCCUGUGAGUCUGGUGGCAGAGCCAUCUCGCCCGGGAUCCUCCCCACCCUGGGGCCUGGACAACUCCCCUUAGCACUCCUUGCUGGUGCAGACCGGGUUCGUCCAGCACCCCCUGGUUGAACAGGCCUGGGAGGUGUUUAUCCUCGCAGCCUGGGAGGCACCCUACAGGCUGCCAGGGAUGCCGCCUCUGCGGGCCUUGGCAGAGGGGUUGGGACCGCUUGAGUGCCAUGUGUUUGCCAACCUUGUGUUCAUUUCCAAAGGACUUGGACCUGAGAGUUAGGGUUUCUAAGAAAGAACCUAGAAGUCCCCUGCUGGUCUCCCCACUCUGGACCCUAGCCGGAAUCAGAUGCUGGGGCCUGGCGGGUUCCUGCCACUUGUAACUUACCAAGUCCUCACGCCACUCCUCCACUCACUCCUCCGGGGCAAAUGCCUCCCCACAGUGCUUUGAUCCCAGCUCUGGGCUCCUCAUCCCUGCCCGCGCCUUCCCUGCCAGCAUCUUCUCAUGCAGGCAGCCUGGAGUAGGGGCGCUGCGAGACAGCGGGUCCCAGUUAAAUGCGAGGGUGCUAGGAGCCCUGUGGGAGGGAAUGGAGGCAGGAGGGAGUUUCUCAAAGAAGCAAACCAAAGCCCAGCACUAGAAGGGGAGAGCAGAGUUGGGAGAGAGUGAGGGGUGCAGAGACAGGGCGAUGAGAGAAGAGUGGAGAAGGAGCAAGGGGGACGGAGGGCACAGAGUGCGAGGAGGAGAGAUCAAGAGAGACAGGUGCAGAGACAGAGAGGGAUGAGAGACCAGCUGAGAGGCUUCCUGAGAGCUUGGGGUGGGGGAGGGGAAAUGGAUGGAAAGGCGGAAAAAGGACUCAGGAGGGGGAAGAGGCAAAUGAAGAUGUGGGUUGGGGGCAAGAAUGGGAUGCAGGGGAAGGAGAGAGGGGGAUGGAGCCAGGAUGCGGGGGUAUGAGGAGGGGGCUCUGUCUGGGCACUGAGUGAGGGCCGAGAACACCUGCCACCGAGAACACCACUUAUUCCCCCGAGAACACCUGCCACCUGGUGUCCUGGCCAUACCUUGUUCCCCAAGGACACCCACCAAACCUGUGCCCUGGUUGGGGGAGGUUUAGAAAUGACCCCUCAGAGGUCAAGAGGCCGGAGGCCCGGGUCACAGGCAGCCAAAGCCCCAUCCUUUUGGGGAAGACUGGAGUGGAAAAAACCACUUCAGAGGGCAGAGGGGGUCCGGGUGACUUAGGAGUGGCCUAACAGGCGCAUGGAGAAGAGAGAGGCUAGUUCCCUGAUGGGGCAGCCUGACAACGUUCUCACGCCACUGCGCCUGGCCAGCUGCCGUUCUGGCAGAGCCAGCGGGGGAGGCACCAGGGAGUUUGGGGUCAGGAAGGCAGAGUUGUGUGGGCUGAUGUUUGCAGGAACCCUAAGGUGGUAGGCAAGGGGUGGAGGUCAGGGUGGGGACCAAACCAUAGACCAGGGCCCUGGGUCCUGUAGAGGUGUUGAUGGGGUGGGUGGCAGGUGCUCCAGCGGGGCUCUCCUGCAGUAAUGAAGACAUCAUGGGGAGGGGACUUCGUGGUUUACCUCUGCUCUCAUUGGGCGAUCUGGCUUUAGACUUGAGGAGGAGUCAAGCAGAGGAGAUCAGUGCCUGUUUCUCACCCCAGGAGGGCCUUAUUGGGCUCUAACCUAGAGCCUUCUGGCUUCAGGUCCCAAAAGAAGUCCCCCUCUAACUGUGACCGGAUCAGAGGUCUGCCUGCUUUUUUCUGCCUGAUCUGAGGACUCAGAAGAGGCCACGGCAUCUAGGGGUGUUUCAAUCCCUGGCCCACCGCGCUGGUCAGUUGAGUCCUUCUGGGCCUGGGGCUAGGAAAGCUUUGGUCUUUGGGGACCGGUACCCGUGGAGGAAAACUGCUUUCCUGAGGGGGUGAGGACCAAAGAAUCAAGAUCCUUUUCAGGCCUGCGAUAGCCAAGAUGAUGAGAACUUUUAGAUAAGGCUGUGGGGAGAGUCCCUGGCCUUUUGAACAUCCUGCUUGGGCACAGGGGGAACAACCCUUCUCCAGCUUCCAGUGUGAACUGAGAAAGGGAAGCCCUGUCUUUGGAGAAGCUGGGAUCUUCCCAGCAUGAGAAACUUCUGCAGGCCCCUGCCUGGCUCACGGCUAACCUUUGGGUAGGACUGGAGUUUCCUUAACAGGGAACAAGGGAGCCACAGUCCUGCAGAGCUCUGGGGGCCUGUGCUGUGUGCUGUUAGGAUAGCUUGGUGUUGUCUACACCCCAUCAGUAAGUUUUGUCUGAGUGUGUCCUCGCUGUUCAUUGUCUAAUCUGGUAACAUUUAUUUUGGUCCUGACCCCUUCUGCUGUUGCUGGGUUUGAGCUUCAGUGCAGGUGGAAUGACAUGCAAAUAAAGAAACACUUUCUAUCACCCA
Messenger RNA from Callithrix jacchus (white-tufted-ear marmoset), 4740 nucleotides. RefSeq names its product LHFPL tetraspan subfamily member 4 (gene LHFPL4). The record is from RefSeq and is a predicted model, not a curated record. Gene Ontology annotation, cellular component: inhibitory synapse; postsynaptic membrane; plasma membrane. Gene Ontology annotation, molecular function: GABA receptor binding. NCBI's taxonomy places the organism in Eukaryota, Metazoa, Chordata, Mammalia, Primates, Cebidae. Gene Ontology annotation, biological process: sensory perception of sound; gamma-aminobutyric acid receptor clustering.